Camponotus floridanus (Florida carpenter ant) is the source of this 779-nucleotide messenger RNA. RefSeq lists its product as uncharacterized. Bases 274 to 726 code for a protein of 150 amino acids. The record is from RefSeq and is a predicted model, not a curated record. The transcript is spliced from 4 exons. NCBI's taxonomy places the organism in Eukaryota, Metazoa, Arthropoda, Insecta, Hymenoptera, Formicidae.
AUAGCAAUUUUUUUCUACAUAUGUGAUCGAUCACGCGCAACGAUCAAUUUAAUAGGACACAUAUAAUUUGCUGCAUAUGAUGGUUUUGAUUACUUUUAUUUACUUGAGGAUAUUCAGGUGGGAUCGAGUAAAUUUUUAACGUUAGCAAAUUCCGAUUGUCAUUGUGCAAGAGUAGCUCAGCUUUAAAAAGAGCAACUGACCGUUCAACAAUCAUUGUCAUAAAGUUGUCGCGAGUUGUACCAUUUGCUUGUUUCAAAAUCGCAAAGAUUAAAAAUGUUCGCGCCGAUUUUCACGCUUUUUCUAUUCUCCAUGGUUUUAGCUACCGACAGGAACUUGAACAGGACAGACUUGAAAUGUGUAGGACAUGCUUUCCAUAACGUGUCUCUUUCCGCAUAUUACCCCGUGUUCGGAACGAAUGACAAGCGCAAUCAUCUGGAUGAUCGAGGAAAAAUGUUGAAGACUCUUCAGGAUUACCUUGAUGGCCGCACUCGUUAUGUCACUGUCGCUGGUAAUUUGAAAUCCGGUAUUCCAUAUGGAACAAAAAUAUGUAUAGAAAAGCUGAACGAACGUUUCGGGAAACAAAUUUCCUUACAGAUAAGAGAUCAAGUUGAUUCUGAAGACAAUAUUGACAUUGCAAAUGAUUUCUCGAGAUUGGAAAUUUGUGUCAGGACUGAAGAAGAUACUUAUGAUACUUAUGUCAAUGAUGUCGUUUCUGUUUAUGUAUAAUAAUCAAUGGACUAAAAUUAUAUAUCUUUAUUAAUCUAAUUAUUAUUAAAUUA